Molecule: messenger RNA, 583 nt
Organism: Alternaria alternata
Lineage: Eukaryota; Fungi; Ascomycota; Dothideomycetes; Pleosporales; Pleosporaceae
Exons: 1
Coding region: 104-460 (118 amino acids)
Source: RefSeq, a predicted model, not a curated record
UGCGCAGAUGCUUGAGUACAGUGAGCUGCCAACCAGGACUCCUCUCCAAGUCUGCGUAUUCCAUAUAUUGAUCACACUACCCCCUAUUUGAGAGACAAAUAUCAUGAGGUUCUCAAUCUUCGUCGCCAGUAUCAUUGCUAGGUACGUAGCUUCCACGCCCGACAAUGACUCGCGCUAUCAGCAGAUGGCUAACGAAUCGAACAGCGCGUCUUCUGUCACCGGCCAGAUUGAGCUGACAGGUGAGCAGAGGAUAUGUGAGUGUCGCAUCACGGCUUCUGGAUCAAGCCCAUCGGUCGUCUUUUCCAGUAUUUCAUGUGCUGCAGUAGGCGGAAGGGAGUGUUUCAGCGAGAUAGGAAACUCCAUCUCGGUUCGUUUUUCCAUCAUUCAUGCUUUAGUCCUUCUACAGAACUCUCUUUCAUGCCGCAGACAUUGGCAAUUGGAAGGAAAAAGCGUUUACUAGGAACUGUGGCUAGUGUGUUACGAGCGGAGCCGCUCGGACGGAUGAACAAUGUCGUGAAUGGGGCGGUAAUCCCGUUGACAAUCGCGUUUACAGAGCUGUCUGUAGAACUUACAAUGGAGGCAG